Molecule: messenger RNA, 576 nt
Organism: Arabidopsis lyrata subsp. lyrata
Lineage: Eukaryota; Viridiplantae; Streptophyta; Magnoliopsida; Brassicales; Brassicaceae
Exons: 2
Coding region: 1-561 (186 amino acids)
Biological process (GO): maturation of LSU-rRNA from tricistronic rRNA transcript (SSU-rRNA, 5.8S rRNA, LSU-rRNA); maturation of 5.8S rRNA from tricistronic rRNA transcript (SSU-rRNA, 5.8S rRNA, LSU-rRNA)
Cellular component (GO): nucleolus
Source: RefSeq, a predicted model, not a curated record
AUGAGCGAAAUUGAGUUAGAGCUCUACAAGUUGAUGCAUGAUAUCGAGUUGAUUGAGGACGAACAGAGGCUGAAUGUUUCUGAAACAGAUUAUUUGUGGGGUAAAGCUGCCUUGAAAAUAAGAGAGGGACUGCGUUUUUCUCAGGAUGCAUAUUAUGGUGGUGAAGCUGGUUUGGUGGAAAAUCUCCAGCAGAUUCUUUUCAAAGAGAAUCUUUGGAUUGAUCCCAAAAUAUGUGCUCAAACUCUUUUGUAUUUUCCCUAUCAACGAACUGCAGAGGUAUCGGAUAACUCUUACAUAUCUGAUGAUCCAGUAAGCGAGAAAUGCUCACCUGUUAUUGAACGGUAUGAUCCGGCUUACAUCCUGCCAUUCUCAAUACACUCAUUGUCCAUGGGAUGUAUUGAACCUGUAAAAUUCGCCAGUUCAGGCUUGCUUGCAGUUGCGUUAGCGAGCACGUCUUCAGCAGAUCUUGGGAUGAGAAAAUUGGGCUAUGAAACUCUUGGGAUAUUUGUGCAUGCCCUUAAGGUAAUAAUUAUUUUGUGUUUUUCUUAUCUGUAUGCAUAGCCUGUUUUGAUACUC